AUGGAUCUCUAUGUCGAUCCUCUCAUGGAAACUACUUCUCUUUCUAAUAUCCAUAAACCAAAGACGAGCUUCGGUUUUAACCAAGCGAAGCCUCUCGGUCUAAACCAGCUCACACCAUACCAGAUUUACCAGAUUCAGAACAAGCUUAACCAUAGACGCACCACAAUCUCAAACCGAACCCGAAUGAAGAAACUCUCACCUUCUUCCUGCAAAUCUCAGAAGCUCUACAGAGGCGUAAGGCAAAGACACUGGGGAAAAUGGGUUGCUGAGAUCCGUUUACCCAAGAACCGGACCCGUCUCUGGCUUGGAACGUUCGAAACAGCCGAGAAAGCUGCCUUGGCUUACGACCAAGCUGCUUUUCAGCUCCGUGGAGGUAUCGCGAAGCUUAACUUCCCAAACAUCAGACACAAAGACAUCAAUCCUCUGGCUUCCUCUGUCGAUGCAAAGCUCCAAGCUAUUUGUCAGGGUUUGAGAAGAACAGAGGAGACUUGCUCUGUUUCAGAUAAAACAGAGGAAAAAUGCUCUGUUUCAGAUAAACCAGAGCUUGUCUUGCCGAAAACAGAGCAUCCGGAAACGACGAAAUCCUCCGAUAGGUCACAGAGAAGCGAUGAGAACUCGUCGUCAGAACGAGGUAUAACAUUCCUUGACUUCUCGGAUUCUGAGUUUGAAGAGAUUGGUAAUUUCGGGCUUGUGAAGUUUCCUUCGGUGGAGAUCGAUUGGGAUGCGAUUAGCAAGCUUUCCGAUCUCUAAUGGUUACGCAGUAAUCUCUGGAACUGAAAUUUUUUGAACAGUUGAAGAGAUUUUUUUUUUUUAGGUUUUGAAUCUUUCGUAUUUUUCUUUUGUUGGUCGUUUAGGGUUUUUCUGUGUUGGUUUGGCUUGGUAAGUUUUAUGGUCCUCGUCUUUCGCCAAUAGGAGAAAGUUUUGUAUUACAAAAAUUAUCAUUAUGUAUGCAUUACACCAUUACACCAUUACACCAUUGUGCAUUACAUUACAUAUCAUAUUUACAUUCUCUUUUGCGAGUGAGAAAA
Messenger RNA from Thlaspi arvense, 1028 nucleotides. Lineage: Eukaryota; Viridiplantae; Streptophyta; Magnoliopsida; Brassicales; Brassicaceae. The record is from the annotation of a GenBank genome assembly.